Pantherophis guttatus is the source of this 1452-nucleotide messenger RNA. The record is from RefSeq and is a predicted model, not a curated record. Lineage: Eukaryota; Metazoa; Chordata; Lepidosauria; Squamata; Colubridae.
CGGAGACCUGCCAGCCACAACACCUAGGCACUGGGGUUGCUACUGGAAUAGAACAAAGUGCUGGAGACCAUCUGCUCCGAAGGAUUUAAGAGGGCUUGGAGUACAAAAAAGAACAGCUUUUAAUUGAAGCUGGAAAACCCAGGUGAUUACAAGUACUGAUAAUCGUAUAAAACAAAUGUAGAGAUGGUGAAAUGGCAGAAUAAAAAAUAUGCCUGCUGAGCUAACAGACUGCAGAACAUGGGGAUUCUUCCAGAAGAGGUGAUGGACAAUCACACUCAGAACUGCACCAUUGACCAUAGCAUACAUCAGAUGUUGUCACCUGUGAUAUAUAUACUUGUCUUUGUAGUAGGACUCCCAGCCAAUUGUCUCUCAUUGUACUACGCUUACUUGCAAGUUAAGGUCAAGAAUGAACUAGGAAUAUACCUUUGCAAUCUAACCAUAGCCGAUCUGCUUUACAUUUUCUCUCUACCUUUUUGGCUCCAGUAUGUUUUGCAGCAUGACAACUGGACUUACAAUGAACUCUUAUGCAAAAUUUGUGGCAUCCUCCUUUAUGAAAACAUUUACAUCAGCGUGGGUUUUCUCUGCUGUAUCUCCAUUGACCGUUAUCUUGCACUGGUGCAUCCUUUUCGUUUCCAACAGUGUCGUACAAUGAAGGCUGCUGUGGUGGUGAGCACUGUCAUCUGGACUAAAGAAAUUGUGACUUGUUUGCUGGUUUUUAAACAUGGAGAAGUGAGUAAAGACUCGGAGAGCCACGUAGUGUGCUUUGAGCAUUAUCCCAUAAAAAUCUGGGAACAUAACAUAAACUUUUACCGUUUCACAGCUGGUUUCCUAUUUCCAUUUUGCCUCCUUAUUUUUUCCUACUAUGGAAUUCUACGUGUUGUCCGGAAGAGUCAUGGCACUCAGAAAAAAAGGAAAAUUCAAAUUAAACGCCUAGUUUCAAGCACAAUCUUAAUUUUCUUAAUUUGCUUUGGACCGUAUCAUGUUCUUUUGUUAAUACGCAGCCUAUUUGAGAAGAGCUGUGAAUUUGCUGUCAAAAUCUUUAACAUCUAUCAUAUUUCUCUUUUGUUGACCACUUUUAAUUGUGUUGCAGAUCCCAUACUAUAUUGCUUUUCAAGUGAAAAUACCUACCAGGAUUUUGCCAAAACAGGAGGAUCUUGUUUAAAAUGCCUAAAAUGUAUUCCAAUAGAAAACAAGGAAUCCUAUACAUUAAAUACUCCAGAAACCAGGAAAAAAGACAGUGAACAAGCUGAUUUGAACACAGGAUUGGUUAAAUGAACUCUGUUAUUCAUAAAAUAGAAGUACGAACUCUUUCUCACCCAAAUAGUGAUGUAAACUCUCCAUGCAAAGAUUUGCUCACCUCACUUUUUUACAUCUAAAUAUAGAUAUGAGAAUCAUUAUAGCCUGUAAAAUGAUUCAUAAUUUAAAAAUACAAUAAAAUCUGCUAUACUGGCA